AUGCCUUACGUAUCUGCUGCUCGCUAUGGCAAGGACAAUGUCCGCGUCUGCAAGGUUGAUCGCGAUGCCUCUACUGGCAUCCAGACCGUCACUGAGAUGACUGUCUGCUGUCUUCUUGAGGGGGAGAUUGAGACCUCCUACACCAAGGCCGAUAACAGUGUUGUCGUUGCCACCGACUCUAUCAAGAACACUAUCUACAUCACCGCCAAGCAGAAUCCUGUCAACCCUCCUGAGUUGUACGCCUCUAUCCUCGGCAGCCACUUCAUCGAGAAGUACAGCCACAUCCACGUUGCCAACAUCAACGUCAAGACUGUUCGCUGGCAGCGUCUGGAGGUUGACGGCAAGCCUCACCCUCACAGCUUUUUCAAGGAUGGUGAGGAGACCCGAAAUGUGGAAGUUCGCGUGAGCCGACAGGAGGGCAUCCAGAUCAAGAGCUCUCUUGUUGGCUUGACUGUGCUCAAGAGCACUGGUUCUGCUUUCCACGGCUUCGUCCGCGAUGAGUACACAACUCUUCCUGAGACUUGGGAUCGCAUCUUCUCAACCGAUGUUGAUGCUACAUGGAAGUGGAAGAAGUUUGACACACUGAACGCUGUCAAGGCCUUUGCUCCCAAAUUCGACAGUGCUCGAGAGGCAGCACGCAACAUCACCCUCAAGGUCUUCGCUGAGGACAACAGUGCUAGCGUGCAAGCCACCAUGUACAAGAUGUCCACCCAGAUCCUUGGACUUGUGCCCGAGAUUGCGACAGUCACUUACGCACUGCCUAACAAGCAUUACUUCGAGAUUGACCUGAGCUGGCACAAGGGACUCAAGAACACAGGCAAGGAUGCUGAGGUUUACGCGCCUCAGUCUGGCCCCAAUGGUCUUAUCAAGUGCGAGGUGUCUCGCGACAACUUGCAAUCAAAGCUAUAA
Molecule: messenger RNA, 909 nt
Organism: Fusarium tjaetaba
Lineage: Eukaryota; Fungi; Ascomycota; Sordariomycetes; Hypocreales; Nectriaceae
Product: urate oxidase (uricase)
Exons: 2
Coding region: 1-909 (302 amino acids)
Biological process (GO): urate catabolic process; purine nucleobase catabolic process
Cellular component (GO): peroxisome
Molecular function (GO): urate oxidase activity
Source: RefSeq, a predicted model, not a curated record